Messenger RNA from Penaeus indicus, 1045 nucleotides. RefSeq names its product (3R)-3-hydroxyacyl-CoA dehydrogenase-like. The coding region runs from base 1 to 840 and encodes 279 amino acids. NCBI's taxonomy places the organism in Eukaryota, Metazoa, Arthropoda, Malacostraca, Decapoda, Penaeidae. The transcript has 7 exons. The record is from RefSeq and is a predicted model, not a curated record.
AUGAGUUUAGAUCCAGUUAAUAUAAUACGUCAGCCUGCAAGUGCAAAGCCCUUUGUUUCAAUUUCACCGCUCUUCACGAUGACUUCGGGAAACAACUUCCACGGCAUGAUAGCGAUGGUUACAGGAGGGGGCAGUGGCAUAGGCCGUGCCGUGUGCCAGAUCCUCGCCCGCGAUGGUGCAAGAGUUAGUGUUUGUGAUGUCAAUCUGCAGGCUGCUUUGGAGACCGUGGCCUCUCUCGAACACCAAGGCGAUCAUGUUGCCUUCUAUAUGGACGUGACAGACAAGAACUCUGUCUGCAACGCGCUCAGUGCCACUCAGGAGAAGCUCAGAGGCACUCCGACUUUGCUAGUUAACAGUGCCGGCAUCGUUCAACGCACUCGCUUCCUAGAGAUGUCAGAAGAAACGUUUAUGGAAGUCAUCGACGUUAAUCUCAAGGGUACUUUCCUCGUCAGCCAGGCAGUGUGCAACGCCAUGAUAGAAAGGGACGUGGCCAGGAAAGGGUCUGUGGUCAACAUUGCAAGUCUGGCAGGAAAGAAUGGCCUGGCUAUGAAGUCAGGGUAUGCGGCCACCAAGGGCGCUGUCAUGGCCCUCACAAAGUCGUGUGCCAAGGAACUCGCGAAGACAGGGAUUAGGGUGAACUGCGUGCUGCCCGGUGCCAUUAGAACACCUAUGCUCGCUCUUAGUCCCGAGGAACAUGUAAAGGAGGGACUGAAGACAAACCCCUUAGGACGUGCUGGGGAGCCGGAGGAGGUGGCUGAGGUUGUCGCAUUUCUUCUCUCGGGAAAGAGCAGUUACAUGUCAGGCACUGAUGUCGAAGUCACGGGAGGCCACGGGUUUUAAUUGUCUUCUUCUUUCUUCUAAUUCCUUUCUUCUAUAUAAUUUUUUCCCCUCUUCUUUCAUAUCUACAUUUUCCUGAUUUUUUUUUUUUUUAUUAAUGAAGGUGAAGGCUUUUCCUCCAUCUCUCUAAUUAGUAUAUUUUGAACUUGUUAUUUUCCUUCUUCCUGUAUGCUUCAGAAUUAGUGAAAAAUAUAUUUGUCAAAACAUA